AUGUUUGGGGAAGAAAAUUUACAAUUUGAUGAUGAUAGUAUGGAUGUGGAUUAUGAGGAUAAAGAAAAUAGUGAGACGAUAGAUAAUUUAAAAGUUGAUGUAAAUAAGGGAAUUAAAAUGGCAGAACCUGCGUGGUCAUCUUUAAUUCUUUCUGAAACAGAGGCUUUAAAUGAUGUUCAAAAUAUUAUUAUGGAAUGGAUACAAUUUAAUGAAGCAAAUAGUAUUAUUUGGACAGUGGAAAGCAAAUUAAAUAAUAUGAUUUUAUAUAAUUUAAAUCAGGAAUUUAAUAUUCUUUAUUGCUUUAAAAAAAUUAGUAAAAUUUCUCAUUCAUAUCUUGAAUAUAUAAUGAAUACAAUUUCAUAUUUUCCGAUAGAUAUUUUCUCUUACUUUGAUAAUUUAAAUUUUGAAGCAGAUUUUGAAGAUAAAAUAUCUUAUUGUUCAAGGUUUAUUGAUAUUUCAAUAAUUGGUUUACAAAUAAUUACCUCACGUGUUGGUUUAAAAUUGAAUAAUGAAGAAUUUUUAGAAACUGUCUUUGAUUGUUUUGUAAAGUUAAUUUAUAAAGUUGAUGAAUAUUGCAAAAAUUGUGAAAAAAAUAAUUUAAAAGAGAUAAAUUUUUUGAAAGGGAAAUUAUUUACAGUAUUUGAAUUGUAUGGAAAUUUUUUUAAACAUGCAAAAGGUUACAUUGGAUUUGCAAGUAAAGUUUUAAACGAAUUAGCAUAUAUGUUUUUAAAUAUAUUUGAAGAUUCAUUUAAACUUCCUAUUAACAAGUGUCUUACAACUAUCUUUCGAAAUUCGGAGGAUCAAUGUCAAAUUUUGACAGAACUAAUUUUAAAUUCAACUGUUUCAACACAAUUUGAAAAUGAAACAGAAAGAGAGGAGGGAAGUGAUUUUACAGUACUGCUACUAAAUUUAAUUCAAAGUAUUCUCCAUACUGAGGAAGAUGAUAAUGAGUAUGACUUUGAUGAUAACAUUGAAAAUGCCGUAAAUGCUUUGUUGGUAAAAUUUUGGAGAGCUGAAAAGUUAAUUGACGUCAUCAUGUCAACAUUUUUGAUAAAAAUGAAACAAAAAGAUAUUGAGAAGGUUGAACGUUUAUCAAUGUUAAAAUUUGUCAGGGAACUAAUAAAGUUACUUUUUAAACCAGAAUGGCCUGCAUCUGAAAGAUUUUUAAUAUCAUUAGCUAAAAAAUUGUCAUAUAAUUUUUUACAUAGUGAUAAUGAUAUCGUUGUACGAUGUAUGUGUAUCGAAAUAUCUUCUGAGUUAUGUAAAAUGAUUGUAAAAGAAAAUUUAUAUGAUUUAAACAAAUUUGGAGAUAUUUUUUCUAGAAAAUUAGAUGAGAUUAAAAAUCGUCAAUAUGAAAGUUUGUCUAUGGUUAAAAAAAAUGUAUUAAAGUCAUUGAAGGCGACACCAUUACAAUAUUGUUUAUUUUCAAGUGUUGUUACUGAUUAUUUAAAUAAAUCUGAUAAUAAUCAAUCAGUUUACAAUUUCAAAUUGUCAAGAUAUUAUCAUAUUGGUGAAUGUUUAGAUUUCAUAAAUAGAGAACAUAAUAAUACUAUAGAUAAUGAUGGAUUAAAUGAGAGAACCAAAAAUAAAAUGAAAAAAAUGAUUGGAAAUAUGAAUAAAUUUUUUAUUUGGAAUUUAAAAAAUCUUUUUCAAUUUAGUGAUUGUGAAGAAUAUUUGGGAAUGACGAAAUCUGAAGUAGAGAUGGCAAAUAAAAUGGUAAUUGUUCAAAGAGAAAUAAAUGAAUAUGUUCGUAAUUUUUUUAAAGUAGUUGUAUCAUGUUUAAGAAAAGAAAUUCCUCUUCAAUUACGUGUUACAACAACAAAAUGUUUAAGUUCAAUUUUUGAACUUAACUAUGAUCUUAUUAAUAUGCCUUUGUUACUUCCUUUUAUGACUUUUAGGGCUCUAGAUUUAAGUGCACAAUCAAGAGAAGUUCAUGUAGAUUUUUUGGCUAAAUGUAUAUCAAAAAGACCUGAUUUAAUGAAGAAAUAUUUUCAUAUUUUUUAUGGACGUUUAAAUGACCAGAAUAUUAGUGUAAGAAAAGCUGUUAUAUCAUCAUUGUCUAUUCUUUUACCUGUUAUGGAAGAUAAAUUAAAAAUUGAAGUUAUUAAAGAUGUCCUUGUAAUGCCAAAAGAGGAACAAACUAUACUAAAAGAAAUUGUACAAUUUUUAAAAAAUAGAUGGUUUAAAGAGGAAUAUGCGCUUGAGAUUCCAAGUGAUAUUUUUAAUGAAAUUAAGUCAGUUGCAUCACAUUGUAAUAAUGAUGAAAAAAAGGUUUCUUUUUGUCAGAUUGUUGAAUGUAUAGAAGAUACGGAUUGUAUUUUAGUUCAAAAAAUUAUGAAACAAUUUGUAAAAUAUUUUUGGAAUCAAAUUUCAUAUCAUCUUGAAGAUAAUCAUACAACAAAAAAUGAAAAUUUAUCAGAAUGUCUUUCAGCUCUUAAUUUGAUAAGUAAAGUACUUCCAGAUUUGUUUAUAGAUUUUAUUGAUCUUACAUUACCUUAUAUACAAUUAUUUAUGAGUGAUGAGUUGCUUAAAAAAAAUGUCUUAGAUUUAGUGGAGAUAAUUUGUAAUACAAUAUGUUCUUUAAAAAUUGCUUUAAAUAAAACAACAAUGGAUUCAUUAGAAAAGUCAUUGUGUAGUCUUAUGUUAAUUAAAGAUUACAAUUUAUGGGAUAGAUCAAUAAAAACUUUAGGUAAGAUGGAUAUGAUAUCUCAAAAAACGACAGAUAAACCAAUUAAAUAUGUAACUAAAUGUAUUGAACAUUUUAAUGAACAUAACAUAACAAGUUCAGAUGCAAAUUUAAGAAUUAUGAUUUAUCAUUUUGGACUUUUUAUAAGAUAUUAUCAUAUAUCUUUUUUUAAAAGAUGUACAUACUUAGAGGAUAUGAAACAUGAUGAAUUUGUUAAACAAAAACUUAUAUCAUUUUUAUUUAAAUUUUCAAAGAAUUGUAAAGAUCCCUUAAUGAUAAAAGCAGUAGUUAAAAGUUUGACAGAAGCAUUGAUAGCUUAUCCAAAAUAUUUUAUUGAAGAAAAGAUUCUCAACUUUUUUAAACAAUAUUUAGAUGGAUCACCAGAAAACUUUUUAACUUGUAGUGUUAUUGUAAAAGCUUUAUAUGAAGUUAUAAAAAACGACGACAAAGUGUCAGAAAUUCAGGCUGAAGCUGAUAAGAACUUUAAAAUAUUAAAUUUAGAAGAGGAUUCUUUACCUUUCAAAAUAAUGAGUGCAUAUUAUUAUUUAAUAUUGGGUAUUUAUUUUAAAAUUGAUUCAACUACUCGUGUAGAUUGUUAUAAGUUAAUUUCAUUGAAUGUAUUGACUGGAAUUAUAAAUCCACAUGAUAGUAUUAGAUAUCUGGUAGCAUCUUUGUGUGAUUCUAAGCUUAUUAUUGAAAAUGAAGUUUUAAGCUUACUUUUAAAUGUUGAACGAAAAUCGCCUAAAACUUUCUUACAAUUUAUUAUUGAGGGUAUGGUUCAAGGAAGAAAUAUUUUACUUCAAAAUGAUUCUGAAAUAACAUUCAGAGGAUUUUAUUUGAAGGCAGAUAAAAACAAAAAUAUUAAAAAAAGUUCAAGAAGUAUGGAAGUUACCAGCUAUUUCAACAUUGUAUAUAAAUUUAUAUUAAAAUAUAAAUAUUAUAAAAAUUCAUUUUUCAAGAAUAUUUUAGAAGAAAUUUCAGUUAUUUCAAGAAGUUAUGAUAUAAUCAGGGAAAAAAUGUUUAUUGUUGAUAGUAUAGCUACAUUAAAUUACAAAGAGACUGAUUCAUUAAAAUUUAUUGUCGAGAAGUGUGGUUCAAUUUUAGAUGUUUCUGGUUCAGAGUACUUAAAAUAUAUUGGCAAUAUACUAGAGACGGAUUCAAAAUUUAAAGAAUCACUUAAAGAUCCUUACACAUUUAAUGAAGUUUUAAGAGUUUUAAAAAGUUUAGAUGAAGAAAAGUUAUUACAGUUAGUUAACUAUGUUAUGGAAAGUUAUUCAUUUGCUGUUUUGUGUGAAUUGCGUUCUUAUCUUUUAAAACGUUAUAAAAUAAAAGAUGAUGAUGAAGGUGAAAUUAAGUUACGUGGAUUAAAUGAAUUAGAUCUUCCAAUUAUAAAUUACAAGCAUAUUUUUAAUUUUCAAAUGCCUCUACUUGAUGGUGGCUUAAAAACUUUAUCAGAGUAUAUUUGCUAUUUUUAUUCAUCCAUCUACGAACUUGAUUAA
This is a messenger RNA of Strongyloides ratti, 4185 nucleotides long. RefSeq names its product Nipped-B-like protein. Gene Ontology annotation, biological process: replication-born double-strand break repair via sister chromatid exchange; establishment of protein localization to chromatin; regulation of gene expression. The record is from RefSeq and is a predicted model, not a curated record. NCBI's taxonomy places the organism in Eukaryota, Metazoa, Nematoda, Chromadorea, Rhabditida, Strongyloididae. Gene Ontology annotation, molecular function: chromatin binding. The coding region runs from base 1 to 4185 and encodes 1394 amino acids. The transcript has 2 exons. Gene Ontology annotation, cellular component: Scc2-Scc4 cohesin loading complex.